GUCCUAUCCCAUGGAAUGGAAUGGAUUCAGUGGUAGAAAUAUUCCAACUCUCAAUUACAGAACACCUCGUCCGAGUCUUCUCAAUCUAUUCAGUUAGUCAGUUGGUAAGAAAAUUCCCAACUCCCAAUUUCCAGAGAUUUUCCUAAGUUGUCCGCCGCUCGUCCGCCGCAUACAAUUAGUGAUGUGAAUCACACACUCCGACUCCGUGUCUCCGAUCGCCGCUCGAUGUUCUGAACUUCCGCCGUUUUGAACUCUCCGAUUGCUCCCGCACGCACUUCACCUGACACUCGACGGCGAAGCUCGUCUUCUCGAAUAAGUUCACCACCCAGAUCCCCUCGUACGGGUUGCACCUAUGGAUUUUCGGUUUGAAACCGAACCGACCUAAAAUUCUGUCUAAACAAGUAUAGGCCCUGGCCCUGAACAUAAUUGGGCCCAAUCCCAACCAUUUUUCAAGGUUAAAAAAAAAAGGAAGAUCAGUGAACGGAGAAGCAAGAAAACUGCACUCCACACCCCGGUGAUCAGUAGACGGCCCAGCUCAUAUUCGCAGCUGGUAAGCCGCCGCCGGCAAGAGGAAUUUGGCUUCUCAAAGCUCCAAAGAGNNNAAGUUAGAUUUUCCUUAGGAGCCUUCAUUGUGGAAUAAAAGAAUGAACUUGGUGAAAAUCAUGGUGGAGUCUUUCUAUUUUAUGUGCAGUGUCCAGUUCUGGAGAAUGGCAUUGCUCUGGACUCUUUCUCUCAUAUUUUCUUAUUUGGAUUUGUUCACCCAACGGUUUAUGACUUCGAAAUUGAAGCUUUAUCCUCGAUACUCACCGAAAGGUUCAGCAAACUUUAAUUCGCCUGCAGGGAAGCCGGUCUGCAUAAUUACGGGGGCGACAUCUGGCUUGGGUGCAGCUGCUGCAUAUGCUCUUUCCAAGGAGGGGUUUUAUGUUGUUCUUGUUGGAAGAUCGUCAGAACGUUUAUCGAGGGCUAUAUCUGCUGUUAAGAGUGGAAACCAAGAUUCUUGUCUGAAAGCUUUUGAGGUCGAUCUCUCGUCCUUCAAAUCCAUCAUCCAGUUCAAACACUCACUUGAGCAAUGGCUAUUGGAUUCGAAAAUGCAUUCUUCUGUUCAACUCCUGAUAAAUAAUGCUGGGAUUCUAGCAACAUCACGUAGGCUCACUUCUGAAGGAUACGAUGAGAUGCUGGCUACUAAUUAUAUGGGUGCAUUUUGUCUUACUAAAAUCUUACUUCCCCUUCUUCAGAAUAGCCCUGUUCCGUCUCGUGUGGUCAACCUCACAUCUUUCACACACAGAAAUGUUUGUUGCAUGCAAGCUAACAGAGAAACUAUAUCUGGGAAGAGUUUCGUGAAAUCAAAAUCCUAUCCCUACGCACAAAUUUACGAGUAUUCUAAAUGUUUGACCUGGAAACUUAUAAGGCUGUUAAUUUUUCAGAAGUACCUUAAUGCAAUAACUAUUCCUCCAUUAAGAGUGCAAUUUGUAAAACAGGAAAACGGAUAUGAUGAAGUAUCUGGUGUUUACUUUUUCGGAGGAAACGGUAGAUGUCUGCAAUCUUCUAGGCUUUCUUACAACUCCAGGCUUGCUAAGGAUCUCUGGGCUACCUCGUGCAAUCUUUUCCAAGAAUUGGUGCUAAACUUUUGAAGCUUAUGCUUAACACACUAGAUGACAUUAUCAUUUGAGAGAUCAUUUUCGACUGUGAAAGAUUAAACCAAAUUCCUCAAACUUGGUCACAUUUUCAAUGCACAGACAGUUAGAAUUGUGUAUUUUGGCUCCAAUUUAUGGUUGUGAUGAAUUGUGGCAGGGAUUGCGCUUGAAAGGUUGAUUCACUUCUAAAGAGUGGAUGGGUGAACAUUACUCAUAGUCAUAGUUUAUGUGCAAACAAUGAUUGGGAACUUAUUAGAUUUAAAUCAAUAUAACAACAACA
Messenger RNA from Striga asiatica, 1914 nucleotides. Lineage: Eukaryota; Viridiplantae; Streptophyta; Magnoliopsida; Lamiales; Orobanchaceae. The record is from the annotation of a GenBank genome assembly.